AUGUCUUAAGCUUUGUCAAUAAUUUAUUGAUGACAGUUGUGCACGCAAGAAUCAUUUAAACAUUCGGGUGAUUUAUGUUAUAUUAUCAUGAAUUGUUAUACCAAAAUGGAAGCUGCGGUAGGUAAGCGAGAGGAACCAUACUUUUUCAUCCCCAUGUGAAUUGUCUAUUUGAUAUCGACACUUCAUUGCCCGAUUCUUGGAAACCUGUACAUUAGUUCGUUUCACUUUGUUUAAAAUAACCGGAUAUAAAUUUCGCAAAUUUUAUAUGCCACCAGAAUUCCAUAUUGUAUUUAUCUUGUAAAGUCUUUGUGUCUACAAAGACAUUGUCGUAUCACUUUGGACAUCUUAGCGUACUACACUUUGUACCAGACGUGUGCAUGUCAGCAUCCUAAUGUCCGCUUCCCCUAUCUUGCAUGUACAAAUGUUGGGCUCAAUGUCUCGGCCGAGUCAUAUAACAGAAAGAAGACUCAUACCAUUGGCGGGUACUCUUAGAACUUCAAGGGCCCACGGUGGCCCUACCGAGAUAGGCGAACCGUAGCGGCCGUGCAGUACAAAUGGAGGAUACGAAUUCUAUGGGCCACAAUAAACAUAAAUAUUAUCGUUUUACUUCUCUUUCUUCCAUAAAAAUUGUAUUAGAUAUAUUUCCCUUUUUUUCCCUCUUGACUGGUAUCGAGUGUGGCCGCGAAUCCGUUGCGCCAAGCCACACUAACGGAGACAACGCUAGCUCGAUUCCCGUUCUCCCGCAGCCAUGGCGAUCGCCUCCUUCCACCCGCCGAUCCGAAUCCUCUCGCCGGCUCCCUCGUUCCCUCGGCCUCCGUCGAAGAGGCUUCGGCCUCUACUCCCCCGUUCCCCAACCCGCCCAAAAUCCCAACAGCGGCGGGUAUCCCGGAGGCAAGCCAAGCCCCAGCCCUCCGACACCGACCGGUCCCUACUCACCCGGGCCUCGGGCCUCCUCAAUCGAAUUAGAGGCGAUGAGAUCAGCUUAGAGAUACUGAGCAUUGCCCUGCCGGCUGUCUUGGCCCUUGCUGCGGACCCCCUCGCUUCGAUUGUGGACACCGCCUUCGUGGGACACUUGGGUUCUGUUGAGCUAGCAGCAGUUGGUGUCUCGGUCUCAAUAUUCAAUCUGGUUUCGAAGCUGUUCAAUGUUCCUUUGCUCAAUGUGACUACAUCCUUUGUUGCUGAACAACAGGCACUAGAGUGUAGUCCUGAGAGCAAUGAUCAUGCGAUUGAAGCAGGGGGCAAAGUUCCCACUGGAAGAUAUUUGCAACAAGAGCCGAUCAAUUAUGCUGAUGGAGAAAGCAGGAAGUUUCUUCCAGCAGUAUCAACAUCUCUGGCUUUUGCUGCUGUAGUUGGGAUUGCGGAAUCAAUGGCUUUGAUCUUUGGCUUGGGACUGCUAAUGGAUUUCAUGGGUAUAUCUGUUGAUUCACCUAUGCGCUUACCAGCUGAGCAAUUUCUUACUCUACGUGCAUAUGGUGCUCCAGCAAUUGUACUAGCACUUGCUGCACAAGGCACAUUUCGUGGCUUUAUGGAUACAAAGACACCGCUAUAUGCUAUCGGUGCUGGAAGCUUACUAAAUGCGAUAUUGGAUCCCAUUUUAAUAUUUCUAUUUGGUCUAGGUGUAGGCGGUGCUGCAAUAUCUACCGUAAUUUCUGAGUAUAUGAUUGCUGGUAUCCUCCUCUGGAAGCUGAAUGAGAAAAUAAUACUGUCUCCAAAUAUUAACGGGGAAGGAAUGAGUCUAUAUCUAAAAUCUGUUGGCCUCUUGGUUGGUAGAACUAUAGCUGUGCUCAUUACAAUGACAAUAUCAACUUCCAUGGCAGCACGGGAAGGCCCAGUUGCCAUGGCAGGUCACCAGAUAUGCUUACAAGUUUGGUUGGCGGUCUCUUUGCUCAAUGAUGCCUUGGCACUUGCUGGUCAGGCUUUACUUGCAAGUGAAUAUACUCGGAAGAACUAUGUACAAGCCCGUCUUGUAAUAUACAGGGUUAUACAGAUUGGAGCAGCAACUGGAAUUGCAUUGGGUGUGUUGUUGUUCUUUGGAUUUGAGCCUUUCUCAACUUUAUUCACCACUGAUUUUGCUGUUCUCCAAAUUGCUCAAUCUGGCAUUCUGUUUGUCACCGUUUCUCAACCGAUCAAUGCGCUUGCUUUUGUAAUCGAUGGCCUCUAUUAUGGUGUCUCCGACUUUUCGUAUGCUGCAUAUUCUAUGAUACUCGUGGGGGUAAUCUCAUCACUGUUCCUACUAAUAGCUGCUCCUGUAUUUGGACUUGCUGGAGUAUGGGCUGGUUUGGUUUUUUUCAUGAGUCUGCGAGCAGUUGCUGGGAUUUGGAGGUUACAAACCAAAGGUGGACCAUGGAAGAUACUAUUGUCUGAUAUGGAGAUAGGAACCACAAAAGAAUGUUGAUGGCCAUUGAUUUAACUGGAUGCCGAUGUUGGUGAUGGAAUAUACUGCCCUCACAGUUCUACACUUGUACUGCAGCUGUUGUCUUUCAGUAGGCAAGAUAUUGGAUGAUCUUAGACAUGACUUAGUCAGUAAACAGAUACGAGAUACAGCAUAAGAGAACAAGGAAGAAGAUUGGCAAAGACUCAAGUUGCAAGAACAAUAAAUUAUCCUGCAAAGCAUGGAAGAGCUAUUAAUCCAAAGAACAGUAUUCUUUUGCAGAGCACAAUAGUACCAGUUGUUUCGUAGCACUAAAUGGUUGUUGGAAGAUGCAUAUCAGAGAACACGCUCUGUAUCUGCCCCUGCUGCUGGGGAUCCGUGUAAGAAGUGCUUAUUGAACUAUCAUAUCCAGAGCUGAACUCAUAGUUUCUUGGGUUCGAUGGAUUGAAAGGAGACGGGUUUGCCGACCCAGCGGAUUUGCCGCUGAAGCUGGAGUUGGUGAUGAGCAUCUGAUUCUGAUGGCUGCUCGUCGUCGCCGUCGGUCUUAUCGCCAUGGCGAAGCUACUGCUGCCUUGUCCACCACUUCCACGGGCCGCGGGGACAUCAUGGUUGUGCUUGCCCUCGUACGUGGUGAUCACCGCCCUGAGAUCAUGACAAGCCCUCUCCACAUGCUUCCUCACCGAGCAACCCACGGUGGUGCACUUGUAGUAGCUCCUGCAGUUCGACGAUGACAACAGGUGACAUGAGAUAUAUGCAUACUCUUCAGGUCAUCGAUGCAUUUGCAGAAGCAAUUUGCUCGCCUUGGAUUGGGAUUCCCCUUCACCACCUUCUGCCCGUACUUCCUCCAGCGAUAUCCAUCGUCGAGGAUGUCAAUGUCACUCGUGGUCUGAACCACCACCCUGGGCUCCCUCACCGUCCUGCUACCAGCACCUUCUCCUUCUUGCUUCCCCUUCCUGCAAAAACAUGGACGGCAGACAUGAGUCCAUCUCAUCCCUCAACUAUGGCAGCCAAUCGCUUGUUCUUCGACCAACUCCGAUAACAUCUUACCAUCGCUUAGCAUCAGGUUCCUCCUCCUCGAAUUCAUCGACUCCUGACUUGCUCACCUGAGACCCCAAAUCGAGAUCAUCAUCGCCGAAGGAGACGGAGGAAUUGUCAGGUGUGGCAACCGACUCCAACAUCAAAGAUCGAGUUGCUUUCGCGCAAGCUAAGUUCCUCGUGGUGAACUGAGGCUUGGGAUGGUUGUGCGUGCCUUUGUAUACGAUUUCGGUAAUCUGUCCAUCUAAAGAUCUCUCGAUCUUCUUCUUCGUGGGGCAACUCGGAGUCUGAACAGCUUGAGCAUGGUGAGCUGAACCAGAUGGGUGGCGGCUGUUGCUAUCUCUGGGGGCUGUGGAUUCAGAUUUCGUAGUGGGAGUGGUGGUGCUGUAAUGUUGUUGGUGCAUCCAUGAUGGUUGGUGUUCGUCCUGUAUGACCACAUUAAAGGAUUCGUCAUCGGGAAGAAAUGGCAUCAAGACACGAAGGUCUUCUGAACUGCAACCUGUAGGAAAGGAAGAAGAGCAGGAAGGAGCAAUUGGUACCGAUGGAAUUGAGGCGGAAGAAGGGUGAAAACAAGAUGCUUGCUUGGUUCCAUUUUGGAAAGAGAAUUCACCCAAGCACUCGUCUCCAUCCCUGAUGCCUUGCUGAUAACCGAAAGCUUGAGGAGAUCGAAACAUCUGUCCAAGGGGAUGCUUCAUAUAAGCUUAUCAUGAUUUGGAUGGCAAUCACAACAGAUUCACAGCUGACUCCAUGCACUUACACCAGAAGAGAGGAGAACGGGCGAGUCGAGGAGCGCAGCUGGGCUGAACCCCGCCGGAAUGGCAAAGUAGGAGGAGGAAGGAGAGAUGGGCAGUGACGGCGGAGCGAUGAACUUGAACUCGGGAAGGUCAGUUCCAUCACCCGCGACACCGUCCGAGAACUCUCGGGCGUCGGCCGCGGCUCCGGAGAGCAGCUCAGUGAAGGAACCGGUCGAGAAGGCGAACGCGUCGGCGUGCCAGGAGCUCGCGGCGGAGGACGCCAUGCAGGAGGAAAGAGGAAGGGAGGAGGAAUCGGACGGCAGAUCGAGGAGAGGUUGUUCGUGUCUCGUUGCUGGUCUAAGAGAUUGGGAUCGGUUGAUCAUUGGUGAGUGUGAUGAUUAAGAAGAAUAGGAGACAGGGAGAAGGCUCGAGCACCAUAGCACGCGAAUGCGGAGGCUUCUUCUGAGAAGAAGAGGGCAGGGGGUGGGAAUUUUGACCGUUGACUGGUCAAACUUCGUGGGUUUGACUGGAGGCCAAGUCUGGCCUCACCGUUUCCACUGCUACCCGCCUUGCUUACCCGACCGAAGGUGAAGGGCCCCACAUCAUGUUUUUGUGGUCUCCAGUUAGUAUUCACCAAUCAAAUUGUUGGGUGGUCAAGGACGGGUAUGAACGAAUCGCCCCCUUUUUCUCGUUGCAUGGCUCUCUGACUUCAUUUGUGCUUGUGAUGCUAUUGCUACAUUAAGACCCUCCUCUAGAAUCAUAACUUGGUGUUGCAAGCUUAAGUUCCUAUUA
Messenger RNA from Musa acuminata AAA Group (dessert banana), 4932 nucleotides. RefSeq names its product protein DETOXIFICATION 44, chloroplastic. The record is from RefSeq and is a predicted model, not a curated record. The transcript is spliced from 18 exons. Gene Ontology annotation, cellular component: membrane. Gene Ontology annotation, molecular function: antiporter activity; xenobiotic transmembrane transporter activity. NCBI's taxonomy places the organism in Eukaryota, Viridiplantae, Streptophyta, Magnoliopsida, Zingiberales, Musaceae. The coding region runs from base 749 to 2395 and encodes 548 amino acids. Gene Ontology annotation, biological process: transmembrane transport.